Molecule: messenger RNA, 4165 nt
Organism: Nannospalax galili (Upper Galilee mountains blind mole rat)
Lineage: Eukaryota; Metazoa; Chordata; Mammalia; Rodentia; Spalacidae
Gene: Csf1r
Product: colony stimulating factor 1 receptor
Exons: 22
Coding region: 546-3470 (974 amino acids)
Biological process (GO): positive regulation of kinase activity; cytokine-mediated signaling pathway; protein phosphorylation
Cellular component (GO): CSF1-CSF1R complex; signaling receptor complex
Molecular function (GO): macrophage colony-stimulating factor receptor activity; ATP binding; cytokine binding
Source: RefSeq, a predicted model, not a curated record
GUGCUCUUAACUGCUGAGCCAUCUCUCCAGCCCCACAUUCUUCAUUUUUAAAGAGUUUCAUUUUCUCUCAUCCUUGGGACACGUGACCACCAACAAGGCUUGAUUUCCCAGGUGUGGAGUAAGGCUUUCCAGGCUGGGGCAUCCAGCAGGAGAGUGUGGGCUGGCAGAACUGUUUUAGCUACCACUCCCUCCGCCCGCCCCGGGCUGCCCCACCAUGUGCUCUGGCUUGGCCACUAAGCUGGGUCACUCUCCCUGCCCACAGCCAGACUGAAGCCGAGGGUGGCCUGUGAGAGGUACUCACCAGAGCCUGAAUCCUAUGUCCUGGAAAGUCAUCGCUGGGACCCAGUUCCCUUUUAGCCUAGCUAAAAAAAGGGGAAGAGGAUCAGCCUGAGGAGGAGGAGGAAGAGGAAAACAAAAUCAACAGCCAGCGCAGCAGGCAGGAGCGCGUGUCCAGCUGUCCCCAACCCCGAGGAGCCAGUAGCCAGGAGGCCUGUGCCCAGCUGACUCUCAAACCCUGCAUCAGCCUGAGCUGCCCGGUGGAGCCAAUGGAGCUGGGGGCUCUGCUGGUCCUGCUGGUGGCCACAGCUUGGCAUGGUCACGGGACCCCAGUCAUCGAGCCCAGUGGUCCAGAGUUGGUCGUGGAGCGGGGUACGACGGUGACCCUGCGAUGUGUGGGCAAUGGCAGUGUGGAAUGGGAUGGCCCCAUCACCCCCUACUGGACUUUGGACCCUGAUUCCUCCAACAGCAUCCUGACCACAAGAAAUGCCACCUUCCAAAACACGGGGACCUAUCGGUGUACUGAGUCCGGAAACCCCCUGGGGGGCAGCGCCACCAUCCACCUGUACGUCAAAGAUCCUGACCGACCCUGGAAUGUGCUAGCAACAGAGGUUACAGUGUUCGAGAACCAGGACGCCCUGCUGCCCUGCUUGCUCACCGAUCCCGCACUGCAGGGCGGUAUCUCAUUGCUGCGUGUUGGGGGCCGGGCUGUCCCACGCAAAACCAACUACUCCUUCUCACCCUGGCAUGGCUUCACCAUCCACAAGGUCAAGCUUAUCCAUACCUAUGACUACCAAUGCCAAGCCAUGGUGCAUGGUAGGGCAUCGACGUCCAUUGGCAUCCGGCUUAACGUACAGAAAGUCCUCCCAGGACCCCCACAUGUGAUGCUGGAGCCCACAGAGUUGGUGCGGAUUCGUGGGGAGGCUGCCCAGAUCAUAUGCUCAGUCACCAAUGUGGACGUAGAAUUCAAAGUCUUCCUCAAACAUGAAGACACCCAGCUCCAAAUCCCUCAACAUACUGACUUCCAUGAUGACCAUUACAAAAAAGUCCUGACCCUCAACCUCAACAGUGUGGACUUCCAAGAUGCGGGCAGAUAUUCCUGCAUAGCCACCAAUGCCCGGGACACACAUUCUGUCUCCAUGUCCUUCCAGGUGGUGGAACGUGCCUACUUGAACUUGACCUCUGAGCAGAACCUUGUGCAGGAGGUGACCGUGGGUGAGAGCCUCACCCUCAAAGUCAAGGCAGAAGCCUACCCUGGCCUGCAAAGUUUUAACUGGGCCUACUUGGGGCCUUUCUCUGAGGACCAACCCAAGCUUCAUUUUGUCACCAAUAAGGGCACAUACAGGUACACAUCUGACCUCUUCCUGUCCCGAGUGAAGCCCUCUGAGGCUGGCCGCUACGCCUUCCUAGCUCAGAAUGAGGGAGGCUGGAAUAAUCUGACCUUUGAACUCAUCCUGCAAUACUACCCAGAGGUCAGUGUCACAUGGAUCCCCAUCAAUGGCUCUGAUGUCCUGCUCUGUGAUGCCUCUGGGUACCCCCAGCCCAAUGUGAUGUGGAUGCAGUGCAGAGGCCACACUGAUAGGUGCAAUGAGGCCCAGGCCCUGCAGGUUUGGAGGGACACACACUCUGAGGUCCUGAGCCAGGAACCCUUCCACAAAGUAGUCAUCCAGAGCCAGCUGGUCAUUGGGAGCUUUGAACACAACAUGACCUAUACCUGCAGAGCCCACAACAGCCUGGGGAACAGCUCCCAGUCUUUCAGGGCUGUCUCUACAGGAAGGGUCAAGCAGCUCCAGGAUGAGUCCCUGUUCACACCGGUGGUGGUGGCCUGCAUGUCUGUCAUGGCUUUGCUGCUGCUGCUCCUGCUGGUUCUCAUGUACAAAUAUAAGCAGAAGCCUAAGUACCAAGUGCGCUGGAAGAUCAUUGAGAGCUAUGAGGGCAACAACUACACCUUCAUUGACCCCACCCAGCUGCCCUACAAUGAGAAGUGGGAGUUCCCCCGGAACAAUCUGCAGUUUGGUAAGACUCUUGGAGCUGGUGCCUUUGGGAAGGUGGUAGAGGCCACAGCCUUUGGUCUAGGCAAGGAAGAUGCCGUGCUGAAGGUGGCUGUGAAGAUGCUCAAGUCCACGGCUCAUGCUGAUGAGAAGGAGGCCCUCAUGUCAGAACUGAAGAUCAUGAGUCACCUGGGCCAGCAUGAGAAUAUAGUUAACCUCUUGGGAGCCUGCACCCAUGGAGGGCCUGUCCUGGUCAUCACUGAGUACUGCUGCUAUGGCGACCUACUCAACUUUCUACGAAGGAAGGCUGAAGCCAUGCUGGGACCCAGCCUGAAUCCCAGUCAGGACUCCGAGGGGGACUGUGGCUACAAGAACAUCCACUUGGAAAAGAAAUGCGUGCGCAGGGAUAGUGGCUUCUCCAGUCAGGGUGUGGAUACCUAUGUGGAGAUGAGGCCGGUCUCCACUUCUUCAAAUGACUCCUUCUCUGAACAAGAUCUGGACAAGGAGGCUGGUCGGCCACUGGAGCUCUGGGACCUGCUCCACUUCUCCAGCCAAGUGGCUCAGGGCAUGGCUUUCCUUGCUUCCAAGAACUGCAUUCAUCGGGAUGUGGCAGCUCGCAAUGUGCUGUUGACCAGUGGACAUGUGGCUAAGAUUGGGGACUUUGGGCUGGCUAGGGACAUCAUGAAUGACUCCAACUACGUGGUAAAGGGCAAUGCCCGCCUGCCUGUAAAGUGGAUGGCCCCAGAGAGCAUCUUUGACUGCAUCUACACCGUGCAGAGUGACGUCUGGUCCUACGGCAUCCUCCUUUGGGAGAUCUUCUCACUUGGGCUGAACCCCUACCCUGGCAUCCUAGUGAACAGCAAGUUCUACAAACUGGUGAAGGAUGGAUACCAAAUGGCCCAGCCUACAUUUGCCCCAAAGAACAUAUAUAGCAUCAUGCAGGCCUGCUGGGACCUGGAGCCCACCUGCAGACCUACCUUCCAGCAAAUCUGCACCCUCCUUCAGGAGCAGGCCCAAGUGGACAGGAGAGAGCAGGACUAUGCCAACCUGACGAGCAGUGGUAGCAGUAGCAAUGGUGGCAGAGGUGGCGGCAGCAGCAGCAGCGAGCCAGAGGAGGAGAGCUCCAGUGAGCACCUGGCCUGCUGUGAGCCAGCAGACAUCGCGCAGCCCCUACUGCAGCCCAACAAUUACCAGUUCUGCUGAAGUCUGAUAGCCGAGUGCUGCAGCUCUCCCGUUCCCAGCUCCACCUCCUCCAUGGACAGGUGACAUGGAGAGGACAUAUGAACUCUGCCCUCAGCUUGACCCAGCUCUAAAACUUGGAAGCAUGAGGGGUCUGAGGGAGGUCGGAGGCCCCCAUUCCCAGAGCCUGGGCCAUCACUGCCAAUCAGGGGCUGAGCCACCUCCCCUAAUCCCCACUCUUCUCAAAGGCUGGCCUCAAGCUGUGCCAAGUGGUACACUCAUAAUGCACUCUCUUGAUCUUGUUCCCACUUGAAAGAACCCGCUUCCCUAAUCCUCUUGUAUCUAUAGAAACAGACUGAUUUUGUGCCCAAGGGAAGGACAAGGCUCCCCAAGGCUAUAAGCAAGUGGUUGGGCUCAUCCCCUGAUCAAGUCGGCAGCAGGUUCUAUAGGUGCUUCAGACUGCAGGCUCCUAAGACCUAACAGGCCCAUCUAGUCUCCACCUGUGGCCACUGCACAACCCCACCUCACCCUGGAUCAUGUACUGUUAGAAUGAGCCAAGUGGCAGCUAAAAGUGAGGAGUGUUGUAUCCAGUCUCCUGUUAUCUGGGCUGAAGGCAAGGGUCCUUGGCAUGUGGCUGGCACUCCUCCAAGCUGACUCAUCCCCACUAACAGUCACGCUGUGGGUAUCUUUUUCAACAUUAAACUAACAGCAUUAACUUA